AUGUUUUACUGCGCGAAGAUUUUCUUGCACCUUGCCGCUACUUACGCCGUUCAUGUCAGUAUGAGAUCGCCAACCAAGUCUCCCCCACGAUCCGCGCAUUUCGUACCGCAGAAGGGUUUUUGUUCCAUAGGGGAGACGAUAGCAAACAGCUUGGUUAGCCAGAAGGCUUUUGGCCUCAGGCCAACACUUUGCUUUCUUGUGUUGUAUUGGAUUGCAUGUCUGGCGGAAAUUUUCACCAUCCUCUUAUCCUAUCCUCAGUUCGACGAAAGCCACUCCCGCUUCGUCCCAUCAAGCCACCAGACUGUCCAGGCCGUCUCCCCUUCACUAUCAUUUAUACUGUUUGUGAUCUUGACGGUCGGAGGCGGAUGGCUACGGUGUCAUUGCUAUCGCAAGCUAGGAAGCGCGUUCACUUUCGAGAUCACUCGUACGUCGGACCACGAACUUGUCACAUCGGGCGCCUACUCUAUCGUUCGCCAUCCAGCGUAUGCCGGAAUGGUGAUGGCUUUCAUAGGCAUUACGAGUAUCCAUCUAGGAGACGGCUCGUGGAUAAGGGAAAGUGGGGUGUUAAAUUCCGUGCUAGGGAUGUCCGUGGUUGCAGUCUGGAAAUUCGGUAUGCUUAUCGCUGUUCUCUCCGUGUUGAUGAGAGUGAAAAGCGAAGACGAUUUUCUGAAGAGGGAAUUUGGGGACAAGUGGGAGAAAUGGGCAAAUGACGUUCCGUAUCGCUUAGUACCAGGACUUUACUGA
Molecule: messenger RNA, 744 nt
Organism: Desarmillaria tabescens
Lineage: Eukaryota; Fungi; Basidiomycota; Agaricomycetes; Agaricales; Physalacriaceae
Exons: 2
Coding region: 1-744 (247 amino acids)
Biological process (GO): C-terminal protein methylation
Cellular component (GO): membrane
Molecular function (GO): protein C-terminal S-isoprenylcysteine carboxyl O-methyltransferase activity
Source: RefSeq, a predicted model, not a curated record